Diospyros lotus (date-plum) is the source of this 1965-nucleotide messenger RNA. RefSeq lists its product as uncharacterized. The record is from RefSeq and is a predicted model, not a curated record. The coding region runs from base 815 to 1711 and encodes 298 amino acids. NCBI's taxonomy places the organism in Eukaryota, Viridiplantae, Streptophyta, Magnoliopsida, Ericales, Ebenaceae. The transcript has 4 exons.
GGAAAACCAGGUGCCACCAAAACCCAAUAACUGCAACACCACAUCGUCAGGAAACAACCCCUCCCCCUAUUCACUUUGUCCUUCCUUCCCCCCCCUCUCUGCUUUUCAGCGCCUCCCUCUCUCUCUCUCUCUCUUCCCCAUAUAUACACCCUCACAAAAUACAUAUGUAAAGCGAUGUCAUCAUAUUCUAGCAGAGGCAAACACGCCCCAGAAGAAAGAAGAAACAUGGAAACAGGAGAAGAGUCCACACCACCCACCCCUCUCUAUCUCUCUCUCUCUCUACAAUGGCCCAGUUGGACCAAAAUUUAUCUGUAGGAGAGAAAAACAAAAAAAGAAUGGAGAGAGAGAAGAAAGGAAGAAAGAAAGAGGUGGGCAGCCUCAAAUGUCCUCCAAUCCAACCAAACUCACCUCCUUACCUCACUGGUACGCAUAAAAAUAACAACACGUUGCCACAAUUGCCCUUCUGCAACCCCCCCAAAAGAUCCCAAUCCCAUCUUCAUCACUCCCACCCUCUCAAACCAACUAUGUUUUUCCCCGAUUUAUUUGUGGGCUUUUUGGGCUUUGUCUCGGUCAGAGCUUCGCACAGACAAACAGCAAACCAAGACCCUUCUCGCCUCCUCUCCUCUUUCUUUUCCCCCUUUCUGGCUUUUUACUCUCUCUCUCUCUCUCUCUCUCUCGCUUCUCUCUCCCUCUCUCUAUUUACACAUAUUCCUUUCCUUCGUCUUCUUCUCCUUCUUCUUCUUCUUCUUCUUCUUCUUCUUCCAGUUUUUUGUUUCUUGGCUAGCGGGUUCUUUGUGUUUCUUGCGAUCUGAUCAUGUCCAGAAAGGUGAAAGCAGUUGCUUUGAAUUCGUCGCCUUUUGGUCCAUUCGAGGAUGCCAAGGCCAGAUUUAGGCACCAGACUCUUGUGCAGGACUACCGGGAGUUGCAUAAGGAAACUGAGGCCGUAAGAAGCAAGUUGGAGGUUAUGAAACAAAGGAAAUUAACCCUUUUGGCUGAAGUCGGCUUUCUACGACGUCGUCACAAAUACCUGUUGAAAAACAAGGCUGCAAAACCCCACCAGGGACAAGAAUUUGUCCAGCCCAAAAUCAUUGAAUCCCAACAGAAAAACACAAAGAAGAAAAACUAUGGUAGAAAGGAAGCCAAGCUGCGAAAAGUAGCUCCAAUUGUUGAUGUAAACCAGAAGGAAAGAAAGGAUUCUGCUCAUAGAAAUCCAAGUCCAAUUCUUGAUUUAGACGAGAAGGAUAGGGUACUGACUGGAAAAGAAGCUUCUUUUAGAAGCAGAACUUCUGUUUUUGAUUUGAAUUGGAAUGAAAGAACAUAUGGCGGAAUGGAUGCUAACUUCCGGAACCCCAUUCCAAUUCUUGAUUUGGACCAGAUGGAAAGGUUUUACAGCAGAAAGGAAACUAGUUCCCGAAACCCAGCUCUGUCUUUUGAUCUAAACCAGAUGGAAAGGGCUUAUAUUGGAAGGGAAGACACUGCACAGAACCGAGCUCAUCUUUUUGACCUGAAUCAGAUCUCGGGAGAGGAGGAACUAGAGGAUAAUUACGAACCGAUGAGAAUGGAGGAGCAAAAGACAUUUUUGGUCAGAGGUGGAACUGAAGAGCAUCUCAAUGACUUGAAAUUAUCGAUAUGUAGAAAUGUCGGAAAUGGAUCAAAUCGGGCCGGCAAAAGGAAGAUUUCAUGGCAGGACCAGGUUGCCUUGAAGGUCUGAGUUAUCCUUUUUGAAUUGCAUUCUUCAGAUAUCCAUGUUUCAUAGCUUCUCCUUGUGAAGGAAAACAUAGCUCUGAUAUGUUGAACAUAGACAAAACUGGUGGAAGUAUUGCCUAGAAAUCACAUUGUUCACCAUGCAAAUUUUUUUUUUUUUUUUGGGUUUUCAUGUAUAUAUUUCCUGUUUAGUUGGACAAACGGGGUACACGGAAUCUUGUAAUGGUGCAGUUAUUCUCAGUUACGAAAUCUUUUCAUCUA